AUGUUGCUUAUUUCAUUGUUUUGUUUCGUUAACUCAUUCGAUCGACUGAACGCUCAAUUGGAUUUCACCAAGUAUGGAAUUGGAGAAGACUACUCACUUUUCAUGAACAACAUGACCAAUCUCAAUGAUGAGCUUUUCAAUAAACGAAACUAUAAUCGAUUUUUGUCACCAAUCUUUUUGAAAGAUUAUCGAACAGCAAAUGACUCAAAACCACUCGAAGUACAUUUUCAACUUUGGUACUUCAAAAUGUUCUACUUGGAUGCUGACACUCAACAACUCACCUUUGGUGCCGAGUUUAUCGAGAUUACUAUAAACAUCCAUCAGCUUCGUUUUCUUUUCAGCAAAACACUCACUACUAUACACGACUCAUCGAUUCGACAGGUGACAAUCAGAAGCGAUGGAAUCGUGACAAUGCCCACCGUAUAUUAUGUUGAGAUUGCUUGUCCGAUUACGGUGGAUACUUUCCCGUUUGAUGUUCAAGCGUGUCAGAUACCAAUUCUUAGUUUUUUAUACAGUCCGGACGAUAUAUUAACAAACGGUACGGUGGCUCCAGCAGCUUUAUCACUUGAUGGGGGUAACGGUGAAUGGAACGUCACCCAUAUCACCACAACGACGACCAGCUUUGCAGCCACAAUGCAAGUAUUUUAUUUCAUUAUUCAUCUAAAAAGAGUUCCAAAUUUCUACGUUUACGUGAUCGCUUUGCCGUGUUUUAUUUUGACAAUGCUCUCAGUUAUUGGAAUGUUCUGGUCGCCAAAUAUUAGAAAGGAACAGCUCACGAAAUUAAGUAUCGGUUUAACAAGCCUUGUUUCGAUGACAGUCUUGCUCGAUCUCUUAUCGACGGCUAUUCCAAAGACAAGAGUUUUUCCUUUGUUGGGUAUUUACGUCGUUGUCUGCGUGGGGAUCAUCUCGGCCGCUUGUGUCGUCAUCGUAAUGUUCGCUCUUCAAAAUCCGAGAAAGAAAAACGAUUGGGAGUUAAAAAAAGAAGCUCACGAAAGAGCGAUGGAGGGAUACAGCCCCAGCGAGUUCCCUUCGUGGAAAAGAAUUCCGGGAAUUCAUCAUUUG
Molecule: messenger RNA, 1062 nt
Organism: Mesorhabditis belari
Lineage: Eukaryota; Metazoa; Nematoda; Chromadorea; Rhabditida; Rhabditidae
Source: the annotation of a GenBank genome assembly